AUGGUUGAAGAAGCCAAGAUACAACCGCAAGAAGAAAUUUCUCCUGAAGAAAAAAUACUUGAGCAUAUAAGCAAAGCUGAAGCGUUUAAAAUUGAAGGAAAUGAACUAUUUAAGCAAGGCAAUUACAAGGAUGCAUUAAAAAAAUACGCGAAAGUGUUUUUAUACACUGAAGGCUUAAUUUCAAAGUCAGGAGCACUAUCGCAAUAUGCAAAGGUUUGCUUAACUGAUCAGCAAGAGGCUCAAGUUAACGAAAUAAGGUUUUCCACAUAUUCGAAUAUGACAGCUGUACACCUUAAAGAAGGAAAUUAUGAACGCACCAUCUUAAAAGCUAAUAAAGCACUCGAAAUUAAUGAGAGCUCUAAAGUUUUAUAUCGGCGUGGAAUGGCUUAUCUUCAGCUUAAUGAUCUUGAUCGAGCAAAAUCUGAUUUUGACAAAGCUAACGAGAAAACACCUGGAGAUCCUUCAAUUCAGGCUGCUUAUAAGUUAUGGAAUAAGAAAAUGAAGGAAUCCGAAGAGAGAGACAGAAGACACUUCAAAGGGAUGUUUGAAAGGAUGAAUCUUGAAAAUUAA
Molecule: messenger RNA, 570 nt
Organism: Blepharisma stoltei
Lineage: Eukaryota; Ciliophora; Heterotrichea; Heterotrichida; Blepharismidae
Source: the annotation of a GenBank genome assembly